AUGGCCUCGCGUGCCAUACUCCGCCAGUGCGCUGCAGAGCGUGGGAUGUUUGGCUCCUGGAGCAAUGCGUCACUCCUGGAAACAAAGCCGAGGUUAGUGAGGAAUUUCAGCUCGGCAGCGGUGUCCAGUGGAGCAGCAGACCUUCAUUGCACACCUCUGCAGAGAAGAGGCUUCCAAUCUGAUUGCUACCUGGUGGCGACUUCGUCCAUCAACAUGGACGCCCGCACAAGGCUCGGACUCUUCCCGGCAUGCUACGGAGUCGAAGUAGAGAACGAGGUUGAUCAGAAGGUGGCUUCUUUCGAGAAGUCGACCAUUGAAAGCCUGGAAGAGGUAGACCCCACCUUGUCCCACAUGUCGCCUGCGUUCAAGUUGGCAUUGCAGCCAGGGCCGUGCGAGGGGCCUGUACGUGUGAUGACUCUCCUCAGUGUUGCGACGUCUCUGCUGGUGGGCCGUAUGGUGGCUGGACCCCUAAGACAUUUGACGGACCUCAUGGACAAGCUUAGCGAGCUGGACUUUGAGCCUGAAAAUGCCCUGAGCCGCGGUGCGAGGCGCUCUUACAUCCAAGACGUAGCUGAGCUGGAAAUCGCGUUCGGCCGCCUGGCACGUGGCAUCGGGAUGUUUGCGCGAUUCGUCCCAGAAACGGUG
This is a messenger RNA of Symbiodinium necroappetens, 645 nucleotides long. NCBI's taxonomy places the organism in Eukaryota, Dinophyceae, Suessiales, Symbiodiniaceae. The record is from the annotation of a GenBank genome assembly.